AUGGUGGAACACGCGCAAGUGGACUGCUCUCAGGCGAGCGCCAUGCAGACUCUGCCUCCACAACCGCACCGCGAAGCCGACGAGGACCAACUCGCUGAUGAGUACGUCCAGAAUUUUGAACUUGAUCACCUCGAAGACCACAAUGUUGUAAAGCGUGAACCCUUACGAAGUGGUUGGCAAGAGAUGGCUGAACCUCCACCCGCUUGUGCUCGUGCAUGUCGUCCGUGGCCAGACGCAGGACCUUAUCCUCAACCACACGUUGCCAUAGCAGUUGAUCCCAGCACACCACCGGAGACUCCACCUGGCACCGUCGGACGUAGCCCUUGUAGGGCCGCUUUAGUAGAAGAUGUUUUAUGGUUACCUCACAUGCGAGAACCUCUCGAUAUGCGCACAGUACCUUGUGGCAGUUUUGAAGAAUGGGACCGAAGAGAGUGGCGAGAACAGGAUCACCAUAUGCAACAGGUCGCGCUGCGCCCAGCCAGUUCCUGUUCGGCGAUGUCUCCAAGAACAGGACCACAUGCUUAUCAAUCUUCGUCCUGUGGAGAUGAUCUAAUAAGCGACGAUUUGCUCAUGACGCUGAGUGUUCGUGAACUGAACAAACGUUUGCACGGAUUUCCGAGAGAAGAUGUAACGCGACUGAAACAGAAACGGCGAACGCUGAAAAACCGUGGCUACGCCCAAAAUUGUCGCAGUAAACGAUUGCAACAGAGGCAGGAGCUAGAGUUGACAAACCGAUCGCUACAGGACGAGCUGCAUGUACUGCAGUUACAAGUAGCGCGCGUGACACACGAGCGUGACAUGCUGAAGCAACGGCUGGCGCUGGUGGGGCGCGACCACGCAGUACCACAGCACGCACCUCCCACGCCACACUCUUCACCAGAAUUUUUCUCCGAGCUGUGA
Arctia plantaginis is the source of this 900-nucleotide messenger RNA. The record is from the annotation of a GenBank genome assembly. Lineage: Eukaryota; Metazoa; Arthropoda; Insecta; Lepidoptera; Erebidae.